AUGGGGGACAGUGCCCAGGAGGUGGCAGCGUCACCCGGCAGACGUUUCCACCCCGACGGGCGCCCCAAGCACCCAUGGGUGCCAGGGCCCCGCCGCGGCUCCCCAGCCGCCCUCUUCAUCCUCCCACCCUCCGCCUGCUGCCCAGAGCCCGCCGGGGUGGCCAUCGCCCUGCCUAAUUACGGGGCUGCGGCCGGCACACGAGGCGGCUGCGGCACGGCCAUGGCAGGGCUGUGCGCGGGGUUCAAUGUCGACGUGAAGCGCCCGCGGCUCUUCCACGGGCCGGCCGAAGCCCAGUUUGGCUACAAGGUGCUGCAGCGGGCAGGCGGCGGGGAGAAGUGGCUGCUGGUGGGGGCCCCUUGGGACGGCGACCGCCAAGGUGACAUCUACAAGUGUCGCGUGGGACCCCCCAACGCCACGUGCGCCAAAGCCAACCUCGGAUCCGCAGCGCCCUGGCUCUCCCCCGGCUCCGGCCGCAGCGUGCACCUCGGGAUGACCCUCCUGGACUCCAAGGACGGCGGCUUCGUGGCUUGCGCCCCACUUUGGUCCCAGACGUGCGGCACCUCCGUCUUCAGCACCGGCAUCUGCGCCCGGCUGGACGGUGACCUCCGGCCGGUGGGGACGAUCGCGCCCCCGGCACAGCGCUGCUCCACCUACAUGGACAUCGUCAUCGUCCUGGACGGCUCCAACAGCAUCUACCCCUGGUACGAGGUGCAGAACUUCCUCAGCAACAUCCUCAGCAAGUUCUUCAUCGGGCCCGGCCAGAUCCAGGUGGGGGUGCUGCAGUACGGGGAGCGGGCGGUGCACGAGUGGGUGCUGGGCCGGUACCGGACGGCCGAGGAGGUGGUGGAGGCGGCCAAGAACAUCAGCCGGCAGGAGGGGCGGGAGACGCGCACGGCCUUCGCCAUCCGCCGGGCGUGCACGGAAGCCUUCAGCCCUGAGCGGGGCGGGCGCGCGGAUGCCACCCGGCUGAUGAUCGUGGUGACGGACGGGGAGUCCCACGAUGGCGAGGAGCUGCCCGAGGCGCUGGCGGAGUGCGAGAGGCGCAACGUCACCCGCUAUGCCAUCGCGGUGCUGGGGCACUACCUCCGCCGGCAGCAGGACCCCGAGGAUUUCAUCCGCGAGAUCAAGUACAUCGCCAGCGACCCGGAUGAGAAAUACUUCUUCAACGUCACCGACGAGGCCGCCCUCAACGACAUCGUGGACGCCUUGGGCGACCGCAUCUUCAGCCUGGAAGGCACCCACGGGUACAACGAGAGCUCCUUCGAGCUGGAGAUGUCCCAGAUCGGCUUCUCCAUCCACCUCCUGGAGGACGGGAUCCUCUUCGGCACGGUGGGAGCCUACGACUGGGAUGGGGCCGUGCUGGAGGAGAGCCGGCGCGGCCGCAUCGUCCCACCCCGGAAAGCCUUCGAGAAGGAGUUCCCGCUGGAGCUGAAGAACCAUGCGGCUUAUUUGGGUUACGCCGUCUCCUCACUGCGGCUGCAGGGCGGGCAGCGCCUGUACGUGGCCGGAGCCCCCCGCUUCCAGCACAAGGGCAAGGUGAUCCUCUUCGAGCUGGAUGCCGUGGGGACCGUGACAGUGGCCCAGGCGCUGACGGGGGAGCAGGUAGGGGCUGCCGGGGGGGACAGGCGGGCCUGGGGAGGGGGCGCGGAGCACACGGGGCCGGACCCGGACCCGGCACGGUGGGGUACCGAGGGCCGCCCUGUGCCCCUCCAGCGGCUCCUGGCCCCCGCUGGCACCCUGCACGCCGACAAGAAGCCACAGGACUCCCGGUUCGGCUAUGCCCUGGCCGCCGUGCCGGAUCUCAACCAUGAUGGCUUCAAUGACGUGGUGGUGGGGGCUCCGCUGGAGGACGGGCACCGCGGUGCCGUCUAUGUCUACCAUGGCGCCCCGGGCACCCUCCUGCCCCAUUACAAGCAGCGCAUCGAGGCGGCGGCGCUGGGCCCAGCCCUCAGCUAUUUCGGACGCAGCGUGGACGGGCAGCUGGACCUGGAUGGGGACGGGCUGGUGGACUUGGCCGUGGGGGCGCAGGGGGCGGCCGUGCUGCUGCGCUCCCGCCAGAUUGUCCAGGUCAACACCUCGCUGACGGUGGAGCCCUCAUCCAUCAACGUCAUCCAGAAGAACUGCCACCGCGGCGGCACCGGCGCCGUCUGCCUCCGGGCCAAGGUCUGCUUCCGUGCCGAGACCCGAGCCCGGGGCCAGCGGGAGAGGGAGAUCGAGCUCCGGUACAACGUGUCCCUGGAGGAGAGGACGCCGGGAGCCCGAGCCGCCUUCGACUCGGGUGCCCGGCGGCUGCUGCAGCGCCGCCUCGAGCUCCCGCUGGGGAGGCAGAGCUGCGUCCGCUUCCCCUUCCACGUCCUGGACACCACGGACUAUCUGCGACCCCUCAGCUUCACAGUGAGGUUGGCCAUGGCCGAAUCCACCGGGCCGGUGCUGGAUGAGACGUCCCCCACCACCAUCCAGAAGCUGAUCCCCUUCUUCAAGGACUGCGGGGAGGACAACGAGUGCGUCACGGACCUGGUGCUCCGGGCCACCAUGGACAUCGUGGGCUCCAGGCAGAGCCCCCACGUCCUGCGCAAGGGCAGGAGGAAGGUGGCGGUGGACGUGGUCCUGGAGAACAAGAAGGAGAACGCCUACAACGCCAGCCUGCUCCUCCGCUUCUCCAGCAACCUCCACUUCUCCAGCCUCGCGCUCCAGGUGACGUCCCCCCCUCCGCAGGACGCCAGCCCGGUGAAGCUGGAGUGCACGGCGCUGGCGGGCCCCCGCCGGCUCUGCAGCGUUGGCUACCCCGUCUUCCGCUCGUUGGCCAAGGUCUCCUUCGCCCUGGAGCUGGAGUUCAGCUGCUCCGUCCUCCUCGACCGAGCCGAGGUUGCCCUCGAGGCCAGCAGCGACAGCACCGAGGCAACGCCGGAGGACAACACGGUCCAGCUUUCUGCCCCCAUCCGCUACGAGCCCGACCUCUUCCUCUCCAGCGAUGCCAACCUGCACCGCUACGAGGUUCACCCGCUCGGCACCUUCCCCCACGGCCCCGGCCCCGAAUUCAAGACCACGGUGAAGACCUCCUGCACGUGGACGGGACUGCGGCAACGCCUGGUGCCAGGAGCUGAGCUGCCGGCUGGGGCGGCUGGGGCGGGGUGGCCCCCCACCCCCGCCCCCCCCCCCAUCCACAACGACUUCUUCCGCGGGGCUAAAUUCAGGAGCGUGAAAGUCAUCAGCAGGGCCUGGCUGGGGGUCCCGGGGAGCAGCGUGCUGGUGCUGGAGGAGGGGGCACAUCGGAGGGAGACGGUGCUUGAAAUCAUCCAGGCGAAGCGGGUGCCCAUCUCCCUCUGGAUCCUGGUGGGCAGCAUCCUGGGGGGGCUGCUGCUCCUGGCGCUGAUCAUCUUCUGCCUGUGGAAGCUGGGCUUCUUCACCCGCAAGAAGCUCCCCGAGGAGGAGGAGGAGAAGGAGGAGCAGUGA
Nipponia nippon (crested ibis) is the source of this 3453-nucleotide messenger RNA. The record is from RefSeq and is a predicted model, not a curated record. NCBI's taxonomy places the organism in Eukaryota, Metazoa, Chordata, Aves, Pelecaniformes, Threskiornithidae.